Molecule: messenger RNA, 4593 nt
Organism: Misgurnus anguillicaudatus (oriental weatherfish)
Lineage: Eukaryota; Metazoa; Chordata; Actinopteri; Cypriniformes; Cobitidae
Gene: vash2
Product: vasohibin 2
Biological process (GO): regulation of angiogenesis
Cellular component (GO): cytoplasm
Source: RefSeq, a predicted model, not a curated record
UCGCUCACAGAGAUACAAUAACACAGAACAUCUACAGAGAGUAACCAUUUGUUGAGACCAUCAGAGGAUACGGUUACACCCCUACAAAUAACACAGGCAGUUCAAAAUUAGUACAAAGUCAAACGUUUAAAAACUGUCUUCGGAUUAUUCCGCCCGUUAUCCGCCGAGUCGGGCGCGUCCACGAUGUGUGCAAAGGAUAAAGAAGUAACGUUACGCUAGUUUCUGUGGCAGAACUGGACCCUUAACUGGACUAGACUAUAGUCCCUCAAUCGGACUGUUAGACACUCUGUUGGACUAUCAGACCUUUACAGGAACAGCAGUUCACAUUGGAGAUCUGGAGCAGAUCGGCUACAAUAUGCGGUACUGUACAACCUUGGGCACCUCCGUGGCUGCUUACUGUAAAUACAUUCAUAUGAACUGAAUCAGCCACAGCUUGGUCCAGAAAUGGUCGUUAACUGGAUCACUGUCAGAACCAUUCGAAUUUUCACAGGUGAGCUGGACUGGGCCGGGUUGUUUCGGUACAUUAAUAUGCAAGCAUGCGGUGCAACACGUCUUUUUGUAUGAAUGCUGUGCAAGCGUAAGUGAUCUGGGGAUAAGCAAGGGAAAUUCCCCAGUUAUAGACUUCUGAAAUAAUGACCGGACCGAACACCGCAACCAGCGGCUCCACGGCCAAGGUCAGCAGACACGGUCGGUCCAAAAGCACCAGUACCUACUGUCACAGUACCGGUCCGUCUGCCGAAUCCUCCCAGUCCAAUGGCGCAAACAACACCGGCAGGUCGUCCGGUGAGGAAGACGAGAAGGACGGAGGGGUUCCGUUUUAUGUAAACAGGACGGGAUUUCCUAUAGACAGUGUCACCUGGGACAGAAUGUGGUCUCAUGUAGCCAAAGUUCACCCUGAUGGACAAGACAUGGUUGAGAGAAUAAGGAAUGCAACACACCUCCCUAAACACCCCGUGCCAUCGGUUCCAAACUUUAAGCCAUCCAUGUCAGUGCCUGAUUGGCUGCACGCCGUCCAGAACUACAUGAGAAACCUACAAUACAACCAUACUGGAACUCAGUUCUUUGAGAUAAAGAAAACGAGACCUCUGAGCGGGUUGAUGGAGACCGCCAGAGAGAUGAUACGAGAAUCACUUCCCAUUAAAUGCCUUGAAGCAGUUAUCCUUGGAAUCUACCUAACCAAUGGUCUGACCUCGGUUGAACGUUUCCCCAUCAGCUUUAAGACCCAGUUCUCCGGUCACCACUUUCAUCACGUGGUGUUGGGCGUUUACUGUAACGGCCGCUACGGCACCCUGGGUAUGAGUCGUCGUGCUGACCUCAUGGACCGAUCCCUGACCUUCCGUACGCUCAGCGAGUUGGUGUUCGACUUCGAGGACUCGUACCGCCGUUAUCAGCACACCAUGAAGAAGGUGAAGAUCGGCCUGUAUGUGCCCCACAAUCCACAUGUUUUUCAACCAAUCGAAUGGAACUACCUGGUGAUCAACGCUGGUAAGCAGGUUCGGGAAGAUAUGCGCAAAGAGCUGGAGAAGCACGGCCGGGACAUGAGGAUGAAGAUCCUCAAGUCAUCCAGCGCUCAGUCUCCAAUUAAAGAAAGAACCCGAGGCAAAUCUUUAUCACCGCACCGUCGGCCAGGCACCAGUCCCCAAAGACGGCAGCACAUCCACAGAAGAGACAAAUCGCCAGCAGCUCUGGACAGAAAGCCAGCGGAGCUCAGCACCCUAAGUGAUGGAUAUCAGAUCCGAAUCUGAGUCACCAGCCUCAUCUCCAUCACCUUUUCCAAACUCGGUUUAAUGCACAUUGUGAACUGUAUUUUAAACAUCAGCUUUUUAAAACAAGGUUUUAAAUCAAAGCAUGCAAUAUAUUUCUUAGUAAUUUUAGAAAGUGAAGUAGUAGUAAGCCAAAACGACAUUUCACAGCAACUUCGAUUGAUAUAAAAUACAAAACAUUUAUACCUAAAUCAUUUUUAACAUUUUAUAAGAGACAACACACAGUAAACGAAAUACAGUAUAUAAGCAAAUAUAGAAAAGGAGUAAAACUUGCAUUGUGCUUGGCAGAGAUAUAAAUCUUGGUCGUGUGAUGGUAGAUGAUUUAUAGGCUGGCUGGCUCUUUUGGAGAAAACCCGAAGUUUUUUGCCAGAGGUGUGAGGACAUAAUGGAUCAAAUUAUUUGCCUGUACCUGCAUUAUUACGUGUUUUUAUCUGUACACAAUCACGACACUCCUGUCAAAAGAAUGCAACAUGGUUUAUUGACAAAUCAAACGUACAAUGAAAGGCCUUUUUUUUAAACAUCACAGUUACAGUUUCACAAAAGAGUACAAAACUUUACAUUAAGUAUUUUUUAAUUUGUAAGAUUUUGUCUUUGUUUUUAACUGGUUUUUAGCAAGUGCAGUGUGUUAUGAUUUUCUUUAUAUUUUUUAUUAAUUCAUUACAUGGUCAGAAGAUAAGUUACAAAAGCUGUCAUUAGGACAGUACUUCUUAAAGGGCCCUAAUGGCGCUUUUCCAUUGCAUGGUACCCCACGGUUUGGGUCAGCUUACUUUUGUGAGCUUUUCCACUGUGUUCAGUACGUAGUACCCAAUCCUUUUUUAAGUACCACCUCGAUCGGGGUUCCAAGCGACCCGAGCUGAUACCAAAACGUGAAAACACUGUAGAUCACUGAUUGGUCUGAGAGAAUCGUCACUACCAGCGUCAUCGCUAUAAUGUAAAAAAAUGUCUCGAACAAACAUGUUGUCAUCUGUGCUCUGCUAUGUAAGUUCCCAAACUCCCUUUUAGUGAUGAAAAACAUCCACAGGUUGCGAAUCAGGAACACUAUAACGAUUUUUUCCAGACUUGCAGUUUGUGGCGUCACAUUCGCGACACGAACGUUCGCAUAUAUGAAUAAAUGCAAUUAAAUGAGGCUCAGCGGAGCGGGUCAACUGACGCCACGGGUGUUCGUACAGAAACUGUCAUGUGAGACAGAGGUAGUGAUAAACGCAAUGUGCAAACAUCUAUUUGUGGUGGCCAAUUUACGCUCUCACUUGUAUGAUGUCACAGUAGUAGGCAGCGCAAUUAUAACGACACGCCUAUAAUCCCUCCCACUCCGAAGUGUUAUUAAACUCGAUGGAAAAGCUAACCAAGCCAAAGUGAGGGUGAGCUGACCUGACCUAAACCGUGGGGUACUAUGCGAUGGAAAGCGCCAUUAGGUACAGCAAUGAGGUACCAAUAUGCACCCUUUAAUGGGUACCGUCCCAGCGACAGCUUUUGUACCUUUAUUCUGACAUCGUAAGAGGUGUGGUUGUUUUUCUGUUGGAUGACAUCAUGUCAGUAUACGCUACACUAUUAUGUAAUUUGCCGUUUACCUUUACAUUAAUAUAAAACAUCUGUUUUCUAUUGUCACAUGUAACAAUCAAUGCUGUAUGAAGAAUAUGGUCGAAAGACUUGAGACAUCAAUUGUCAUGAUUUAUUGUGCCACUUUUUUAUUUUAAAAGUAUACAUCUCAUAUCUCUUGAUCAACAGCAUAUCACUUAAUAGUUAAAACAUCCCGCCUUGUUUAGUUUAGAUGUAUGAGAAUAAGCUAUGCACAUGGAGCAGGUCUAUGGAUCUGUUCACCUUGACAGUACACCUGUCUUUAAAAUUGUAGCAUUUACAUUGAUAUCAAUUCUUUGUAGGUGUUUGAAUGAUUCCUCUCUGAACGUUACGAAAUGGGUGCUGUUGACAGAUUGAACUACUACAUUAUAUCUUAUUCUGCCUUGUUAUUGGUACCAGCUUUCUAUCAGAAGCUAUUGAACCACACAAGUGCCAGACCGUUAAAGUUGACCUGUAAGACUGAAGGUUUGAUAUAAUGAUUAAAGUAAUUAUUGAAUUGGUUUUAUACCACAAUAAAGUAUUUAGACACUUCAUGGAAAAGAAGUGUUCGCUUACUUGGCCCUGAAGAACAUCACAUUCUUACAAAUUUGACCAUUUAUAACUUGCUGUUUGGUAUCUAAUCAAAUGUAUGUGAAGUUGUGAAUGCAGACGUUUAAAAAUUGAAAGGAAAAUGCAAUGAUCUCUCCUUAAAGGUGCUAUGGUAAGACAUUUAGUCUGUUUUUAAAGAGUUCAAUAACAAUUUUAGCUUUGGUUAUUUUGAUAUCGAAAGAGCACAUUAAACUGAUCAAAUGUAGCACAUAGGUGACCUUCAUUCAAGACGAUGUACACGUUUUGUUUUAAGCAUUACUGCGUAGGUGAAGUUAAUAUUAAUACAGAUGCUUUUGUGAAAUUGUAUGCUCUAAUGCAAGCUUGACCUGUCUGAAAACACAAUCAAUGUUGAUGAAUUGUACAAAUAAUUAAUGUAAAUAUAUUUUUAAAAGGAGGUGUUUCUUAUGAAUGUUAAUCCUCUGAUCAAACUAAGCCUCAGUUUUGUGUUCAGACUGUUUGUAUUACAAAUGUACCGUUUUAAUGACUUGGAGUAAUGAAUUAGAGUGACCCUCAAUUGUUCUUUCCUAAACCCACAGCUUGUACAUAAGUCCUCAUUUCUGUAAUAAAUUUGUUUUUGGGUUACCUGCAUUCCCCAACAAUCAAAUACAUCUGUAAUCCAUUUAUUUUGUUCUGUAGCCUGUUUUAAUAAAAGUCUGUUUUGUAUAAA